Molecule: messenger RNA, 1243 nt
Organism: Sebastes umbrosus (honeycomb rockfish)
Lineage: Eukaryota; Metazoa; Chordata; Actinopteri; Perciformes; Sebastidae
Gene: apoda.1
Product: apolipoprotein Da, duplicate 1
Exons: 5
Coding region: 70-630 (186 amino acids)
Biological process (GO): brain development; tissue regeneration; lipid transport
Molecular function (GO): lipid binding
Source: RefSeq, a predicted model, not a curated record
AUUUGUCCCAGGGAGAGAACAUUUAUCUGAACCACCAGGACACAGAGGUAACAAAGGUCCGUCUCGACCAUGAAGUUCUCUUUCGUUGUGGUUCUUGCCUUCAUCCUCCCUCUCAUCAGGGCUCAGGUGCCCCACUGGGGACCUUGUCCAGACCCAGCUGUUCAACCGGCCUUCAUCCUCAAACAGUUCAUGGGGAGAUGGUUUGAAAUUGCCAAACUGCCGGCCCAGUUUGAGAAGGGCCGCUGCGUCGAAAGCAAUUUCACUUUGAGGACGGACAGCUCCAUUCGAGUGGUCAGCUCUGAAAUACUAACAGGAGAGCUGAGGAAAAUCGAAGGGAUUGGAGUCGUAGAGGAUAUCAAGAAUCCGGCUAAACUGGGAAUAAGUUAUUCCUAUGUCCUGCCCUACUCCCCUUACUGGAUCCUGUCUACUGACUACGUGAACUUUGCCCUGGUGUAUUCCUGCACGGACAUCCUGAGGAUCUUCCACGUCGACUUCGCCUGGAUCCUGGGCCGAACACGAGCCCUGCCGGACGACACCAUCAAGACAGCCAUGGAGACCUUCGCCAAGAGCAACAUCGACGUGAGCAGGAUGAUUCCCGGCAAGCAGCAAGGCUGUGACAAAACUCUCUGAGCAGCACGAAAUGGCACCGUUGUUGACAGGAGAGAAAAUGAUUUAUCAUCCAUUUAAGACAAAUAUUUGACUAAUAUUUAGAUGAUUAUGACGAGGGGUGUAGUGGAGGGUAGACUCAGUUCAGUUACUCUGUUUGUUUAUGUGUGGUUAAGACAAUAGAAUAUUUACAGCACAAAAUAACUGCAUGCCUAUAUUGUACAUUAUAGUAAAUAAGUGAGGGUGUUUUAAGUAUAACAGCAUAAGUAAAGUCAUACCCACCAUUUUAAUUAUAACAUCAUCCCUGGUUGCAAUAUUACAAGCUGAGAGUGAUGUUCUGCACAGUUUCAGCCAUUUAAGCUGUUAAUGUUUGUCCUAAUGAACAAUGUUAGCUGUUUCAUUUGCAGUAUAGAAUAGAAGAAUCAUAUGAUAUUGAGUAAAUCUGAUGUUUAUACCACAAACUGGAAACAUAAAGCAUCUAAUUAGAGUCAAUAAAAGUCAGUGAAACUUACUUCAUGUGAUCUUCUUUGAUUCUGUGCAGCAUAUUUUUUAAAGAAAACAUACUGUAUGAACAUCAGUGUGCAGUUUAGGAUUUUCUACAGUCCCUGCGAUGCAUGCAUAUCUAUCUAUCUAUCUA